Messenger RNA from Sceloporus undulatus (fence lizard), 5949 nucleotides. It is a transcript of the gene VMA21, whose product is annotated as vacuolar ATPase assembly factor VMA21. Bases 86 to 391 code for a protein of 101 amino acids. The record is from RefSeq and is a predicted model, not a curated record. Lineage: Eukaryota; Metazoa; Chordata; Lepidosauria; Squamata; Phrynosomatidae. Gene Ontology annotation, cellular component: endoplasmic reticulum membrane. The transcript is spliced from 4 exons. Gene Ontology annotation, biological process: vacuolar proton-transporting V-type ATPase complex assembly.
GAGUCAGAUGACCGGAAGGAGUGGCUUCUGAGUGCUUUCCCUGCAGUUUGAGGAGAGAACCGUGGAGGAGGCAGAGGCUCAAGUCAUGGAGCGCUACGAUAAGGCGGCGCUGAACGCGCUCUCGGGCCCCGAAGCCAGGAGUGAAGGUUCUUUGGCCUCAACUCUGAGAACACUUCUAUUCUUCACAGCUUUAAUGAUUAUGUUACCCAUUGGACUGUAUUUUUCAUCAAAGACAUACGUAUUUGAAGGCAUCUUUGGAAUGUCCAACAGAGACAGCUAUUUUUAUGCUGCAAUUGUUGCUGUGAUUGCGGUUCACGUCGUACUUGCUCUUUUUGUCUAUGUUGCAUGGAAUGAAGGUUCCCGACAAUGGAGGGAAGGCAAACAGGAUUAAAGCCAGUGUUGAAAUUGGACAGAAAAGGGAACAUUUACAGGUGUAGUGCAACCCCAAAUUGUAAAACCUAUGUUUGAAUACGAUGGGUUACAUUGCCUCUCAUUCCCAGCAGUUUUUGUCUUUAUUUUAAUGACAACUGUGACUUCAUGAGUCUCUAAACCUGAUGAAGUUGGGAAGACUAGGAAGAAGAGCAACAGAAUACACCAAAAGGAAUAUUCAUAACCUUCCAACAGAAGAGUCACAGGAGACCUUUUGGUAAUUACAACCGAAGCAACCAACCAAGAACUGUUUUGAAAUCCACAUAUAAAGGAUUUGCAAUGAAAAAUUCAUGAGGAUAUAUUACUGUCCACUAAUAACUUAGAUUGCAAAUGGAUGAAAUUGGCUUCAAUACACUCAAUCUGUGUCUUCUAGAUAGGAGCUCAGUUUAAGAGCUUUGAUACACUGGGCUGCAUCUUAUGUCUAAGAAAGACAAAUGUUUAGGGGUCCCACUUUCCCUUUUUGAUGGAGAAGAAUUAAUGUAGUUUAUCCCAACCAUGUGCUUGUAAGUUCAGUCAGUCUGUUCCUAGCAUAUUUCAGUUGGGUAUCUUUUGGUGGAAGAUGUCUUUCUCUUUAAAAAAAAUAGAGUUUGUCAGAUGCCAUGAUCUUGAACCCAGUCAUUGUUAUCCAUUUCCAAGAUGCACUUUUCCUCAAAUAAUUAGACAUUAAUCUCUAAAAUAUAAUAGUUAUCAUAUGAUAACUACCUAGAUCACGAUAAUACUGUUAGGCAACUCUGUGCCCCCCCUCAAAAAACCCCACCUAUGUGCAUUGCUUUAUGAGCUAUUUGUGCUUUGGAGUUGACUUCCAUCAGCUUCUGUUUUUAGCAUCUUUGUGAUAGUAGCAUUGCACUCUUGUUCACUUUUCCAGUCUUUGAAAGAUAAAAAGCCAGACUCUUGCUACUGAGGCUUUGCUCCUGCUCUUUCUUGCUGUUCCACUUGGAUCUUGUAAAUAAAUGGGUGUCUUAUACUGCUUCUGGUGCUCUUGCACUAGAGUAAAUGUGAAACCCAAAACAGGGGUCAGCUGAAUUCAACGUGAACAAAACAGUUGUUACUUGUUUGCAUUGCCUGAUGGUUCUAUGUAAAAUCAUGAGAAAUACCUCUUCCACUUUUCUCACUGAUGGGAUGUUCAAGCAGGCAGUUCUUUGCUAAAGCCUCCACUCAUUUCAAUAACAGCUUAUAAGGAAUUCUACAUACGAGCCUAGUUGACAUGAUGUGAUACACAGCAACCAAAUCAUACCUGUUUCAGUGGCUGAUGUGAACUAUAGAUUAAGAAUAGCGUUUUCCUUAAGACUGAAUUAAUUUCCAGCUACCUGAAUCUUAAAUAUUUGUUGUUGUCUUGCUAGGCUUGAUAUAUUCCACUUUCCCUUUUAAGGGAUGCCUACUGGGAGAGUUCAAAUUGCAUGAACAACUUCCUGAUAUACAGAUAAGAACUUCCACCUUGUGUUAAUACAAAACACUGGGAAACUCUCAAGAAUAAAAUGAUGAUGAUGAUGAUGACGGGUUAGAUCCCAACUCUGCUAAGAUAUUGACAGUCAAGGGGUUUAUAAUCAAGAUUUACUUUGGCUGGAAAAGAUGUCUAACGUUGGGCUAACAACUAUUGUCAUUUUGAAUUGCAAAAUUUAUUUUGUGCUGAGAGUUUUUUUAUUUCUUCCUUUAUACAGUAUAUGAAAUUUAUGUUGUACAGUCAACUCUUCCUUUAAAUAAAAUAUAGUUAUUAAUUUUUGGGUCCAAUUAAAUGGAAAUGUUGAAACAGUAACUUCUGAAUCAUCCCUUAUUAGCUACCAUAUUGCAAUUAAUGUUUUAUUGCCACUAUUGUAGUUUUGUUGAUGACUGUCUUAUAUAUUGGCUGUUAUGACACACUACGGAUGCCAGGUUAUAUCCACAGUAUGUGUCUCUACAAAACCCGCACCCACGAAGAAUGUUUUCUUCUAAUGAGAAAAUCGCACCCAAUAGAUCAGUUCUGUAAUGUUCAUAGGAUGUGCACAGUAUGCUCUCCAGAACAAAAUGUCCUCUUAUGGUGGUUGUCUUCUUUGUUUUUUGUUUUGUUCUGCUGUUUGAGCACCUUUCUAGAGAAAAACGGAUUUCAGCUUUUUCUACAUAUAAGUAAGUCUGAUGAUAGUUUUUUUAGAAUUAAUUCCUGUUUGGUACAAAAUGAAGUGACAAGCUGCAUGGAGAUGAUAUGGAAGCUGUAGCCAUCUUUAUAUAAGAUGUAGGACGCAAAGCUGCUUUGUUCUUGUAUAGAAUUAAUUAUUCAGGUUUACAGAAAAGGUUUACCUAAAUUUUAGUCCAGAAUAAUAUGGGAGGGGAUUGUCAUAGUUGUUAAUUUGCCUGUGGCUAAUCAUGGGGCUGUUGUCAGAAAUUCUGGGUACUUGCUUGGGACAAGAUGCAUUUUGUUUUGAACAUGGUAUCAAUAUUAGUCUUUAGGUACAUUAACAAGCAUGUGGACAUCACAAGUCAGAAUUGUAAAGAAAUCUACACAUUUGUCAGUGGCUGGUUGAUUACUUCUGUUUGUAAUGUAGAAGCUAAACAAACCACAGUCUUUCAAUCUGUGGCUUAUUUAGUACAGUAUCUGAAUGAGGCAGGUGCUUGUGCUCUGGUUUGUUUUUCACCCAGCAAGUCGUAGAAUGAAUCUACAGUUCCUGGUUCAUUUCUCUGGCAUGUAAAGAGAGAGGUAAACCAGAUUGGUGUGCAUCAAGCUGUCAGAAGCCAAAGUUGUGUGACUUGUUUAGAUGCUCCCAUUGCAAGUAGGAGCAAUGUUCACUAACACAUGGCUUAUGAUAAUCAAACCAAGGUUCUGUGGGAAACCUAGCUUGUGACAUACAAACCAGGUUAAUAUGCAGUGUUCCUUCUCCAUUUAGGUUACUCAGGUAAGGCCUCAGUGAUGGUUCUUUUUUCUCUGUUUGAUUCAGAUACAUAAAACUUGCCUUCCACCAGUUGGUGGCAUGAUACAUUUUUUAAAGAAUUUGAUUCUAAUUGGUGGCACACAACAUAGUUUUUGUCAAAUGUCACUCACAUCAAGGAAGAGUGACAAGCAGGAUUCAUUGGAAGAUAAAAAAAACUUCUUUCUUUACAAAAGACAGCUUCUGCUCAGUCAGUGUUUAAAGGCUCCCAGCAAAAAUGAGGCAGCACUUGCCAAAAAACCAGCAAUUUCUCCUGGAAGUCAUUUCUGGACUUUCAUAUUUCCUUACAGUGUAUUUUAGUAACCCUAAACUCCAUAGCAAGUACAUUUCUAUACCGCUUAUCAUUUCCAUCCCCAAUCCAGCAGCCCACUUUCUGCUUGUGAAUCAUGUACCAAGCCAGUGAUUUGCAAGCAUAAUAGUUUUUCUUCAGGCAUUCUGGUGAAGUCUUGUUCUUCCUUUUCUGCAAGGAUCUUCCCACCUUUCCUUCAUUACAAAAUUGGUGAAGGCCUGUGCAGUUGUUUCUACUGACUUUGGUGUUAUGUGCCUAAAGAUGUGUUCUCUCAAGUAAAAAAAAAAAUAAUAGUGCAUUUUUAAAAUUUGUGGUUUUUCCACUUGCACAGGGGUCCUGCAUCCUUAACCAUAGUUAAUGUGAAGGGCCUACUGUAGUGUUUUGUCCUCUGUACUAUUCCAAUCUGUGCUUUGGACUAUUUAGUUUCACCAUCCCUACCAAAUUAUUUCCAUUACGCUGUGGCCUUGGGGAGGGGGGUUCUUCCUCUCCAUGGACUUGUUCUUUAUCUGAUGUGGCUAUCAUGAUUUCUCCAUCCUGUGGCUUCCCUUGCUGUGCAGUUUGUUGUCUGCCACUUGAACUCUGAAUUCCAGUCUCUCCUCCUCUCUCCAGUUUUUGAAUAGGAGAGGGAAAAUAAACAGACCUUCUGGAAGUGUCUAGGUAUUGUCCUGAAUGUGCUUGGCAGCAGGAAGGAAGAAAAGCAGUAGGAGCAGCCCUUUUAAACAUGACAUUCACUUGGCAUUUCUCAGGCUCUUCUGAUGGAAAACUUCAUGAACAAGAUUGAACAGUGAUCCUUUAUCUUCAUAGAGUGUAAUAGAGCUACAGUAGAAAAUCUGCUUCUUCACCGUAAGAUGAGCUCUGUGGGGAGUUAAUGCAUCUUGUGUGUCAUAAAGAGAAACAUUUGUACUAGAAGGCUAUGCGUAAGGUAAGUGCUGUGCUAGCAUCUUGAUGAGGGAAAUAAGGUGUUGUAACAAAUGUACAUCUUUUCACUAGUUGGGGAAGACCUCAACAACAGCAAAAAUCCAAAUGUGUUUAAAGGUAUUGGUAGAAUUUUAUUGAUGUUUUUGCACAUGAGUAAGUUCCCUGCAGAAGUGAUCAACCAUUUUUGUUUGUUUCGAAAUGUCCAUAUUCAGUUCAAAGUUACGGAAAUAAAAUUGUGCAUGUAGUGCCUUAUGCAUGCAGCUGUGCAUUGCAUUUCCAUUUCUCAGGGAUUUUCAUUUCAUAUUUGGUUAUGUAUUCAAUUGUAUGUUUGCUGCCUUGCUUCGGUUGUGUGCAACAUUACCGUUCAACACACAGAUUGUAUGUCACAAUUAAUAUAUGCCAUUCAACACAGAGAUCAUAUGCCACAAUCAAUAUAUGCCAUGAUCUAUACUACACAAUCCCAUUGUGGGAUCUUGGUCAUUAUCUUGUCUCUUAGGAGCCCUACCUUAAACCAGGUUACUGGUAAUACCAGUUACUGAAACCUUGCUGAGUGUUCUGCUAGAAAGGUAGUUCAGGGCUGCAGAAGCAGUAGUUUUCAGCCUUUCUAGUUUCAGAUAACUUUUACUGUGAUGAAAUAUCUGUCCUCUGUUAUAUGGGCAACAGUAUCCAUUCUUCCUACAUUUUUUUCUCAACUCAAGUUUCAGAGAAACCGAUGAACUGAGUCCCUUUUUCUGACAUAGACAGAGAAAGCCUCAUUUUAAUUUUGUUGUUUUGCCGGAACAGAAUAAGAAGAACAUAUCAACAAAAAGGUUCAUGUUCAGCUAAUAUUUCCCCAUUGUGCCUUGUUUGUCCUUUUCCUUUGUGCUUAUUUAAAUGUUAGAUUUUUGCAGUGCGUAAUAAGCAUUCUUCUCUGUGACCUUAAAAGCUCCUUUUCAUUUUCCUUUCUUGUCUGCACAGUUGGCGGAACUGUUUUCCAUAAUAUUUCAUCCUCAAGAGCCCUUCUCUCUUUCUUUCGAGAUUAUACAAUAGAAGCAAUGAAUUGAUUUUGGGAGACAAGGCUGCACUUCAUAUCCUCUGACAGCAAUGACUCACAAGUCGAAGCUGAACCUUAUAUCUAUUCCACCCCCAGCUGAUAAAUUAAAUCAAAAGACAGAGUGGUUUAGUAAGAUUGGAGAAGAAGGAGAACCAAUAUUAACUGUGAAGAAGUGUCCAUAUACAACAGGAUGUGUUCUAAGAAAUCGAUUACUGCACAGUAGGAUUUGAAAGGGAGUGUGAAGCAAACAGGAAGGAAUCCUUAACAUCAAUACAUUAGAAGAUCUGACUUGAAAGACAUGGCUUUCUUAAGACUCCAUAUCAACCCAAAGCUUCCUACUUUCUCCAACCUGAAUGAUCCAAUUAAAAGCAUUUUCUGAAUUA